Molecule: messenger RNA, 417 nt
Organism: Sordaria macrospora k-hell
Lineage: Eukaryota; Fungi; Ascomycota; Sordariomycetes; Sordariales; Sordariaceae
Source: RefSeq, a predicted model, not a curated record
AUGCACAACUCAAGCAAGAAGGAGUUUUCUCUGCUGGGCGCCUUCCUCAUGGAGCUGCUCUGGCUUCUCAGCACUUUGACUUUGCGCGCCAUCGAGCUUCUCGACUCAACUCUGUUGGGUCCCGCUCAGAAGGUCAUCGUCAACUACGUCAGCUGCGCCACUCAGACCUCUGACGACGACUUCCCCACCUGGACUAUGCUUGAGUUCCUCAGUGAUGGCCUAAACCACCUCGCUGAGUUCUUCAACGCUGGUCUCAAGUCUGUCACGUCACCCUUCGAAGGCAACAUUCUCACGACUUUAACUCACUCUCUCGUCGCUCUGCCAAGCACACCUGUGCGGAAGCAGUGCUCGCCUACCUACCAGCAGAAGAGCACGAGCCCCUCGAUUUUGGAUUGUUCCGACGAUGACGCGGCCUAG